CAUUGACCUUGGUGUUUGAGACAAUGGAUGGAAUGAAUCACUCCACAGUAUCAGAGUUUGUGUUCCUUGGACUCACCAAUUCAUGGAAGAUUCAGCUUCCCCUUUUUGUCUUCUCCUGUUUGUUCUACUUGGGUGGCAUGAUGGGAAACCUUGUCAUUGUGUUCACUAUAACCUUCGAUGCUCAUCUACACUCCUCUAUGUAUUUCCUCCUGGCUAACCUCUCAGUCAUUGAUAUGUUUUUUUGCUCAAUCACAGCCCCUAAAAUGAUUUAUGACAUUUUCAAGAAGCACAAAGCCAUCUCCUUUUGUGGAUGUAUUACUCAGAUCUUCUUCACUCAUGCUGUUGGGGCCGCUGAGAUGGUACUGCUCAUCACUAUGGCCUUUGAUAGAUAUGUGGCUAUAUGUAAACCUCUCCACUACCUGACUAUCAUGAGUCCAAGAAUGUGUCUAUACUUUUUAGUCACUUCCUGGAUUGUUGGCUUUAUCCAUUCAUUGAUUCAAUUAGUUUUUGUGGUAGAUUUGCCUUUUUGUGGCCCUAAUGUAUUGGACAGUUUUUACUGUGACCUUCCUCGACUCCUUAGACUUGCCUGCACAAAUACACUAGAACUGGAGUUCAUGGUUACUGUCAAUAGUGGGCUUAUUUCUGUGGGAUCUUUUGUCUUGCUGGUCAUUUCCUACAUAUUUAUUUUGUUCACUGUUUGGAAGCACUCUUCAGGUGGUUCAUACAAGGCCCUCUCCACGUUGUCAGCUCAUAUCAUUGUGGUGGUUUUGUUC
Molecule: messenger RNA, 773 nt
Organism: Myotis davidii
Lineage: Eukaryota; Metazoa; Chordata; Mammalia; Chiroptera; Vespertilionidae
Product: olfactory receptor 4F15-like
Exons: 1
Biological process (GO): G protein-coupled receptor signaling pathway
Cellular component (GO): membrane
Molecular function (GO): olfactory receptor activity; G protein-coupled receptor activity
Source: RefSeq, a predicted model, not a curated record